AUGUCACUUGUUGGUAAAAUCAGCACUGAAAUUGGAGUACAUGCAACUGCUGCAAAGUGGUUCAACCUCUUUGCCACUAAACUUCAUCAUGUUCAAAACCUUACUGACAGAGUUCAUGGAACUAAGCUGCAUCAUGGUGAGGACUGGCACCACAACGAAUCCAUCAAACACUGGACUUAUACUAUAGAUGGUAAGGUUACAACAUGUCAGGAAAGGAUUGAAUCAGUUGAUGAGGCAAACAAAACAAUCAUCUACAAGCUCUUCAAUGGGGACAUCGAUCAGCAGUUCAAGCACUUCAAGCUCAUAUUUCAAGCAAUUGAGAAGAAUGAUGGUGGUGCUAUUAUCAAAUGGACCAUCGAAUAUGAGAAGGUUGCUGAUGAAGUUGAUCCUCCAUACGGCUACAUCGAGUACGUUCACAAAUGCACUAGAGAUAUCGAUGCUCAUCUUCUCAAGGCAUAA
Messenger RNA from Sphenostylis stenocarpa, 459 nucleotides. The record is from the annotation of a GenBank genome assembly. Lineage: Eukaryota; Viridiplantae; Streptophyta; Magnoliopsida; Fabales; Fabaceae.